Alternaria alternata is the source of this 904-nucleotide messenger RNA. RefSeq lists its product as hypothetical. Bases 159 to 875 code for a protein of 238 amino acids. Gene Ontology annotation, cellular component: pericentric heterochromatin; nucleus. Gene Ontology annotation, molecular function: chromatin binding. The record is from RefSeq and is a predicted model, not a curated record. Gene Ontology annotation, biological process: negative regulation of transcription by RNA polymerase II; chromatin organization. Lineage: Eukaryota; Fungi; Ascomycota; Dothideomycetes; Pleosporales; Pleosporaceae. The transcript is spliced from 5 exons.
CUGCGAAUUGCCCUGACGCUUGCUGCCCCAAGCUGCCACCACAAUCACUGGUCACGUAUCGCGCACAAACAAUUGCGCUUAUCCGAAUCGCCUCAUGCUAUAAAAAGUUCAGCCCAUCCCACAUCUCUGUGCGCCAUCAUUAGCGACCGCGAUUCAAGAUGCCUCCUGCUCUCAGCGAUCACGAGUCCUCGGACAGCGAAGAAGUCCCCGCGCAAGCGACCACAAAGGGAAAAGGAAGACAACCAGUACAAGUCGAUCCUGUAGAAGAUGAGGAGGACGACAGUGAGGUGGGAGAAGACGAAUAUGUCGUUGAAGCCAUCUUCAACCACAGAUUCCAAAGAGGCGUUCUCCAAUUCGACGUCAAAUGGGAAGGCUACGACGACCCCAAAGACCGGACAUGGGAGUCAGAGGAAAACAUGGAGGGAGCUAUCGACGUACUGAACGAGUACUUCAAGAGUAUCGGAGGCCGUCCAGAGCCCAAGGGCCAAAAGCGCAAGGGCCGACCGUCGCUUGCGGGAAGGAAAUCAGAGUCGGAGACUCUUGCGUCUAGCACCAAGCGCGCGAAGGCAGACAAGGAGGAGAAGAAAGUGGCACAAUGGAGUCCACCACCAGGCUCGUGGGAACACGACGUCCACGAGAUCGACACAGUGGAGCAGACGAAGAACCCCAAGACAGGCGAACUCGAAAAGUUCGCAUACCUCGUGUGGAACAAUAAUCAAAAGACACAACAUCCUCUCAAACACGUCUACCAAAAGUGUCCGCAAAAGAUGCUGGCAUACUAUGAGAGUCACCUAGUCUUUUCCGAAACCAGCGACCAGCCUCUAAAAUGCGAAAAUGGUGAUGACAAUAACGACGCCGUAAUGACAGGCCACUAAUUCACUUCAAGUCGAAUAGUAUACGCAAC